Molecule: messenger RNA, 3901 nt
Organism: Meleagris gallopavo (turkey)
Lineage: Eukaryota; Metazoa; Chordata; Aves; Galliformes; Phasianidae
Source: RefSeq, a predicted model, not a curated record
AGUGAAGAUGGAAGUGGAGGAGUUGUGCAUUCUGUCCACCAUCCCUCUGUGGCUGUGCAGCCUGGGUUGUGAUGCUGACUGACACUGUGCAGUCACUCACCUUCUUUUGUCUCUUGGAUAUUGGUACUGUUAUCACUAAGGUGUCACUCUUGGGUGCAUUUGUCAGAAUGUCUUGGAAAUUACUGCAGAAUUUGAGUAGGAGUAGAAUAAGUCUGCCCCUGCUGGUCAGUGGCUUGCCACAAGGAACUAUUUAAAUGUGGCCAGAUCAUAGACCAAGUGUAAUUCUGUGCUGGGAGUUUUAUGCUGUUCUGUCAUCCUGGCUUAUCCGUGUGUAACUGCCAGUGCACAGUCUGUGAUUUUUGAUGUGGCAGACUGAUGGCAGUUCAGCAUGCUCUGCAUUAUGUAUGCAAUACACUCUGGAAACAUUGCCUUUUGUAAUGGAUACGGGGAAUAUUCACACCUUUUAACAUUUUCUGUGGCCCCAGCUGUGUGAGAUAGAAUUAUUGGCUACUUGUGGAUUUCUAUUGAUCUUUAUUUCCAAAGAUACAGAUUUAUUGGCUUUCCAUCCCAGUCAGUGUUGACUCUCUUCCUGGAACUGCAGACUUUUAAACUUAAUUUAGCUAACGUAGAUAUUUACAUUGUUCACUGAAAUGCUGCAGCUCAUUAACUAGUUUUUUUCUGUAGUUAUCUUGAUGCCAGCUUAAUUAACAGACUUUGAGAAGAAACAUACUGUUCCUAAUUUUUAAUGCGUUCAUUUUCUUGAACUUCAUUGUGUGUGUGCAUGAUAAAAUUAGUAAGCAGACAGCACUUGUUCUUUGUUACUACUUGAUGACAAUCAUAGUGAUAUGCUACUUUCGAUGGAAAAGAGCAAACUGGACCUGUUUGCAGCUUUCCCUGCUGCUUUCAGCUGGCUUCUGGGUGCAAAACGCUCCUGGUUAUUGAUACCAAGUUGGAAUCAAAGUGACCAAAGGAAUUUUUUCUCUUGCUUGUUCCCCUAUAUGUCCCCUUCUGACUUCUGUUGGCCUUUUUUUUUCCUUUUUUUAAAUACUGAUACAUUGUUACUUCAUGACUGAUCUCUGGGGGUUCCACAGCAUGAGCUGUUACUGUUCUUGAAAAUAAAAUUUUGUGCUUUUUCUUUUUUUAUAAUUCCUUUAGUAUGUCGCUUUAUAUAAUUUCUAACGUUGAGUCUUCACCUGUAAAUAUUGGUGAAAAGACAGAAAUAGCUGCUAUUUCAUUAAGAUAUUUUGAUAGAAAAGCAGUCUUUCAUACAAACCUAAAAUGUGCUUCAAAUAGCACUAGCAAUUAUGUUAAAUUAUCUUUUUCUAGAUGAGACUCACAGUUUUACAUUAGGCUUUUGCCAUUUUAUUUACAUGAGUAAAGUUUACACGGAAUGUCUUUCUCUUAUUCCUUAGAAUAGUCUAGCUGGCCAAGUCUUUAUGGCAUAUUUAUCAACUUCUGCAAAAGUGAGAGGAGAGGAAGGGAAAGCUGAUAGGAGACUGGUUAUUUUUAUGCACUUACAAAUCCUUGUGUCUGUAUUUAUAGGUGAAAAACCAUUUGAAUGUCCAAACUGCCAUGAACGUUUCGCUAGGAAUAGCACACUCAAAUGUCACUUGACGGCCUGUCAGUCUGGAGCUGGAGCUAAAAAGGGAAGGAAGAAGCUGUAUGAAUGUCAGGUUUGUAACAGUGUGUUUAACAGCUGGGAUCAGUUUAAAGAUCACUUGGUAAUCCACACUGGCGACAAACCCAACCACUGUACUUUAUGUGAUUUGUGGUUUAUGCAAGGCAGUGAGCUGAGAAGGCAUCUAAAAGACACGCAUAAUAUUUCAGAACGACUAGUGACAGAAGAGGUUCUUCCAGUGGAAGCUAUGGAAGGUGAACCAGUAACAUCAAUGACUAUAAUAGAACAAGUGGAGCAAGUUCAUGUCCUGCCAGUAAUUCAGGUACAAGUGGAUCCUGCACAGGUAACUGUGGAACAGAUGCAUCAGGAUCUCAUACAGGACAAUCAAGUGAAAGGCACACAGAUGGAUGAACUGCAAGAACAGGUACAAAUUAGUUACCUGGAAGUGGAGCACAUUCAAACUGAACAAGGUGCUGAAGUUCACGUGGAGCAGUUGCAUGUUGAGCAUGUUAAUCAAAUACAGAUGGAAGAAGUACAGGCAGAACUUAUUGGUGGCACUGACCUUGAACAAGUAGAAUAUGAGAGUGUUAACCGAGGAGAUCCAGGAGAAAAGGAACCUAUUUGCAUAGAUGAUGCAGGUAAGGAAGUUCAUGAACAGGCUGAAGACUUAAAAACUCAACAGUUAGUGGAUAUAAAGAAUGAAAAAGUGGACAACUAGGACAAUUAAUCACACUGUGCAGGUUUAGGAUUAAAAUACCAAAUUUUUUUUUUGUUAACUUUUAUGUUGAUUUUUGAACUGUCAGUGGUCGUCUUUUAAAUAUGCUGUCCUUUGGAAGCUGAACAAGUGGACCAAAGUUAGCUUUCUUCAUGUACAACUGAAUUUCUGUCAUACAUUAAAAAUAAAUGUCAUUCACGUAAUACCACAGAACAGAAACUACCACAGAAAUGGGCAGCUUUACAAAAAUUUUAAUAUGAAUAGCUUGUAUUACUGUUAUACCAUCGCUGGUUAUAUGUAGGAAUAACUUUACUUCUUUUCUUAUUGGCGUAGAAACAAACUGUUGUUAUAGAUUUGCAGGGUGUCUGUGACAGAAUAAUUAGUAAAAUCUGGUGGCUUCUCAUAUAAACGAUCCAUCGGGUACCCGUGAAUUUUCUGGGCAGACUGCUUGCCAUCCACCUGCAGUGCUGAAUCUAGCAGCAGUUUCUUUAUAUCAAGCUGGAACUUCUGAACUUUCAUUCUGGGCGAAAACCAUUUUUGCUUGAGAUCUCAGAGCACAAAAAUUCUGUGCCUUUUCAACACUGACUGGUGGAAUUGCCACAAAGCUCCUGAAGUGUUCAGGAACCUAGUUCAGUAAAAGGCAAUGUAGGUAAUGUUAUAGCGCUUUAUAUUUUUGCUUGAAAUUGUCAUCUACUGAUUUUUUUGCAUUAAACUUACUAUGAGGAGUGUUGGGGGAAGAACCAAAUAACAUGGGGAUAAUAGAACACUCUAAAAGGGACACAUUAAAACAGGAAAAGCUCUUUAGAGACUGUUAAACAUGAGCUGGAGGAAAUCUAUCAGUAGACUUUCCUUUUAUAAAUAUUCAUUUUUGAAAGUGAAUAUGUUUAAACAAAUACAGAGAAGACUUGUCUAUAUGGUAUCGGAUUCUUGGUUGCUUGUUUUUUUCAAAUUGAAGUUCUGACACUUGACACAAAGACAUUGUGCUAAAAAUAAAAAUAAAAAGCCAUAGGUAUGAGUGCUAAACUGGGGAUUGAAAAGGAGAAGUAUAAGCAUUUUACUUAAUAUUACACAAUAAAACAAUACCAACCAUGAAAUGUUGCACUAUUUAUCUCAUCUGCUAAAGCAGGAACAGUGGAGUGACUGACAAUUACGGUGUCAGAUCUCAGUGUUAACAAUCAAUCUCAUUAUAGUAAUGGGCUCUUAAUUUAAUUUUAAAAGUUGUGUUUGUUUAGAAAGUAUUUGUCUAGAUCUGUGUUUAGCUGUGUUAAGAACUCCUAAUUCUCAAUUAUUGCCUUGAGACUAGAGUUCUGUGCUUCUGAAGAACUUUCUUUGCAAAGCUUUAAGUGAAGAGCUUUCAAAGGAAGUUCUGUAAUGCACUUAGUAAUCCUGUAGCUCUUAGUUAAAAUCAAGCUUUUCAAUUCUGUCUCCUCCAAAGGCAGGAUUAUUUCCUGAAAUUUGUGCUUUUAUUUAGUGUCAUUCAGAAUGAUUGUUGUGUUUUAUCUUAUCCAUUGAGAAACUGUUGCAAAACAAACAUGGAUCUCAAUUAAAAUUCCCAACAAUUUGAUUAA